Molecule: messenger RNA, 1713 nt
Organism: Fraxinus pennsylvanica
Lineage: Eukaryota; Viridiplantae; Streptophyta; Magnoliopsida; Lamiales; Oleaceae
Source: the annotation of a GenBank genome assembly
AUGGUGAUUUUUACGUCAGUCGAGUUCCAGUGCUUGAUGCCACAGUGUAGUUUUAAUUUUGCUUCUUCACUUUCGGCACCGGCUGUACUAUGCCGGAAUUUCUUUCCUGCGAGACUUAAUUAUUGUAACCAGCCGUUAAUUAAGCACUGCCAGUGCAGAUUGAGGGGCAUCUUGAAUAAUUCUAGAUGCCGGACUCGGAUAUAUACUUCGGAUAUGGUUAGAGACGCAGGAGAGAGAUUCGAGGAUGAUUCUCUGCUAAGUGAAGAUUUAACUGGUGAUUCUUCAGAUAACAAGCAGGUUUCCAACGUUCCCCCAAAAUUGCAGGAAAGAGAUUUUACUGACACCCCUUACGUUCCUGUAUAUGUGAUGCUACCUCUAGGAACCAUCAAUAUGGAGUGUGAGCUGGUUUAUCCUGAUGAGCUGAUGAACCAGCUGCGGACGCUGAAGUCAGUUAAUGUUGACGGAGUUAUGGUUGAUUGCUGGUGGGGAAUAGUAGAAGCAAAUGUCCCUCAGCAAUACAACUGGAGUGGUUACAAGAGGCUUUUUCAAAUGGUUCGUGACCUAAAGCUCAAACUUCAGGUAGUUAUGUCUUUCCAUAAGUGCGGAGCAAAUGUAGGUGAUGACGUACAUAUACCCCUUCCACAAUGGAUCAUAGAAAUUGGCCAUAAAAAUCCCGACAUUUUCUUCACAGAUAGAGAGGGAAGAAGAAACCAUGAAUGCCUUACUUGGGGAAUCGACAAGGAACGGGUUCUAAGAGGCCGAACUGCCGUUGAGGUUUACUUUGACUACAUGAGAAGCUUUCGUGUAGAAUUUGAUGAGUUCUUUGAGGAUGGUGUUAUUUCUGAGAUUGAAAUUGGGCUGGGUCCAUGUGGGGAGUUACGAUAUCCAUCUUAUCCUGCUAAACAUGGUUGGAGAUAUCCUGGCAUUGGUGAAUUCCAGUGCUAUGAUAAAUACUUGAUGAAGAGCUUGGAGAAGGCAGCAGAAGUUAGGGGCCACUCCUUUUGGGCUAGAGUACCCAAUAAUGCAGGUUCCUAUAAUGACAAACCACACGAAACAAGGUUCUUUUGUGAUGGAGGUGACUAUGAUAGCUAUUAUGGAAGAUUUUUCUUAAACUGGUACUCUCGGGUUCUAGUUGAUCACGGGGAUCGGGUACUUGCCCUAGCAAAUUUGGCCUUUGAAGGUACUCCAAUUGCUGCUAAGUUAUCAGGUAUCCACUGGUGGUACAAGACAGCAAGCCAUGCUGCUGAGUUAACUGCAGGCUUCUAUAAUCCUUGCAAUCGUGAUGGCUAUGCUCCAAUUGCAUCAAUGUUGAAAAAGCACGAGGCUGCUCUAAACUUUACUUGUGUUGAGUUGCGUACACUAGAUCAGUAUGAGGACUUUCCAGAGGCAUUAGCAGAUCCUGAGGGGUUAGUUUGGCAGGUGCUGAAUGCUGCAUGGGAUGUUAGCAUACCUGUCGCAAGCGAGAAUGCCCUUCCUUCUUAUGAUAGAGAAGGAUAUAACAAGAUACUAGAAAAUGCCAAGCCUUUCAAUGAUCCGGAUGGAAGACAUUUAUCGGCCUUUACAUACCUUAGGCUCAGUCCGGACCUCAUGGAGAGAUGCAACUUCAUUGAGUUUGAACGUUUUGUACGAAGAAUGCACGGGGAAGCCAUUUCAGACUUGAAUGUGAUAUUUCUCAACGGGGUUCGUGACGAAAACGUAGCUUUUAGCACAUGA